Messenger RNA from Haplochromis burtoni (Burton's mouthbrooder), 5696 nucleotides. RefSeq names its product mothers against decapentaplegic homolog 2. The record is from RefSeq and is a predicted model, not a curated record. NCBI's taxonomy places the organism in Eukaryota, Metazoa, Chordata, Actinopteri, Cichliformes, Cichlidae. Gene Ontology annotation, biological process: anatomical structure morphogenesis; regulation of transcription by RNA polymerase II; SMAD protein signal transduction. The coding region runs from base 363 to 1766 and encodes 467 amino acids. Gene Ontology annotation, cellular component: heteromeric SMAD protein complex. The transcript is spliced from 13 exons. Gene Ontology annotation, molecular function: I-SMAD binding; DNA-binding transcription factor activity, RNA polymerase II-specific; RNA polymerase II cis-regulatory region sequence-specific DNA binding.
UUGUGUUGUUCCGGUCUAGCUAACAUAGCUAACUAGCUUGUGUAGCAUUGGUGGCAAGUUGAGAAGAGCCUUGUCAAAAUUAGCUGCAGUACAGCAGCGUUCAUGUAUUUUUAUGUCACCAAGGCGUUUAGAGAGGCGCACAUCUCUUCCUCGGAAACUGGAAGCUGGAAUUUUCAGACUGAGGUGUCCGUCUCUUCUGAGUUUACACUGCUAGCGGUGGAGUUCAUCCUGUGACUCAGUGGUCAGUAGAGGGGCUCCUGAGAGCAAGGACCCGAAACUGUAGCUCCCAGUCCCCUCUUGUCUGUGUGUGAGAGAAAACUUGUAUUAAGUCCUGUGGAGACUCCUGGCUUGUCCAGCUUAAGAUGUCCUCCAUAUUGCCAUUCACCCCUCCUGUGGUGAAAAGGCUUUUGGGCUGGAAGAAAUCAACUAGCAGCCCGGGAGGAGCGGGCGGCGCAGAGCAGAACGGACAAGAGGAGAAAUGGUGCGAGAAGGCUGUGAAGAGCUUAGUGAAGAAGCUGAAGAAGACGGGUCAGCUAGAUGAGCUCGAGAAGGCCAUCACCACACAGAACUGUAACACAAAGUGUGUUACCAUCCCCAGCAAUUGCUCUGAAAUAUGGGGACUGAGUACACCAAAUACGAUAGAACAGUGGGAUACAUCAGGCCUUUACAACUACCCUGACCAAACCAGAUCCUUGGACGGCCGUCUCCAGGUCUCCCACAGGAAGGGCCUUCCCCAUGUUAUCUACUGCCGUUUGUGGCGAUGGCCAGACCUUCACAGCCACCACGAGCUGCGUGCCAUUGAGGCCUGUGAGUAUGCCUUUCACCUCAAGAAGGACGAAGUCUGCAUCAACCCUUACCACUACCAGAGGGUGGAGACCCCAGUGCUGCCUCCUGUUCUCGUGCCAAGACACUCAGAAAUCCUGCCAGAGCUGCCACCUCUAGAUGACUACACUCAUUCCAUACCUGAGAACACAAAUUUUCCAACAGGAAUCGAACCUCCAAACAACUAUAUACCAGAAACACCUCCACCAGGCUACAUCAGUGAGGAUGGGGAGGCCAGUGAUCAGCAGAUGAAUCAAAGUAUGGACACAGGUUCUCCAGCAGAGCUCUCCCCCAGCACUCUGUCUCCUGUCAAUCACAGCAUGGACCUGCAACCAGUGACUUACUCGGAGCCGGCCUUCUGGUGCUCUAUAGCGUACUAUGAGCUGAACCAGCGCGUCGGGGAGACGUUUCACGCCUCUCAGCCCUCACUGACAGUGGAUGGAUUCACAGAUCCAUCAAACUCUGAACGCUUCUGCCUCGGCCUGCUGUCUAAUGUUAACAGGAAUGCCACUGUAGAGAUGACCCGAAGGCACAUAGGAAGAGGAGUUCGACUCUACUAUAUUGGGGGGGAAGUAUUUGCUGAGUGCCUGAGUGAUAGCGCCAUCUUUGUCCAGAGUCCAAACUGCAACCAGCGGUAUGGUUGGCAUCCAGCAACAGUGUGUAAAAUUCCUCCAGGUUGUAACCUAAAAAUCUUUAACAACCAGGAAUUUGCAGCUCUGCUGGCUCAGUCAGUCAACCAGGGCUUUGAGGCCGUCUACCAACUCACCAGGAUGUGCACUAUCCGCAUGAGCUUUGUCAAAGGCUGGGGAGCUGAGUACAGGCGGCAGACUGUCACAAGCACUCCUUGCUGGAUCGAGCUGCAUUUGAACGGGCCCUUGCAGUGGCUGGACAAAGUUCUGACCCAGAUGGGUUCCCCAUCCGCACGCUGCUCCAGUAUGUCCUAAAAUAGCCCCUCCCCCCAAAAAAGCCCAUUAUAAAGCUCAUUAAAUUCUAAACAUGUGAGUCCUUUCAUUUAAAAAAAAGGAAAUCCCACAGAUUGAUUUUUCUGUGACAUACUUCAUAGUAUUUGUGGCCCAGUUCCACAUCCCUCUUUUAACUUCACAUACACACACAGAUACAGACUUUUGAGUAAAACAACAACAACAAAAAUUGGCACUUUGUUACCCCUCUAUGUCAUGCACCUUGUUAAAACUGUUUUCCCAAAACCUUAAUAUUAGAUCUAUUUGUGGUACAAAUAAAAUGUAUAUUGGUUUUUAGUCUGGGAGGUAGAGGAGAUACCAAAAAUAUCUGUGAAUAGUUUCUCAGUAUUUGAAGAUUGCUUGUAUAAGUAACAUGAUUUUUUUUUUUUUUUUUAAAGCCUACCCCAAACAUUGUUAACAUAAGUUUACUUUUCUCUGGGAAACUCUGCCCCGUCUCUUGCCAGGGGGAGGUGACUUAGUGAAGAAAUGAUGGCCUUGGUGGCCGUUCCCCUCGAGGAAACGCCACGGUGUUUUUGUUUUGUUUUUGUUAAAAAGUGAUUUGAUUGUCUUUGCCAGAACACCCCUUCCUCACACACACACGCACACACAUACACCUCAGUUUUUGUUUUUUUUAUUUUAUUUUAGUUUUAUUUUAAGUCUUGAUGGGUGUCGUUAUAAGACAUUCCUCGUAAUGGAGAAAAGAGUGUUGGUUGAAUAAAUAUUUCAAAAACGAAGUGCUAACUCAGUCUGACAAGAGUUUAUGAUUUUUGUCAUUAUAUGGCACUCUUAUGUGUCCUUGGCUUAGUCUAGUUACAUCCCCCACUUGAACAGCCUGGUAUGGAAGCUGAAGAGGUGGUGGGCCAGGCUUUGCAGGGUGCACUGGGCAGGGACCAGAGAAUAUCAGCUGUUAAUCAAAAAGCUUCUUGUUUUUUUGACAGACACUGGGAGUCCUGGGACUCUCCAAGGUGAAGUAGAGAGCGGUUCACUGGGAGAAUUUGAAGGUUUCAAUGAAUGAAUUCAUUCUGUUUUUAGCCUAUAUCCCCAUUGUUUUGCUACUUUUGUAUUCUCAUGUAUUUUUAUAUAUAAAUAUACUUAAAAUUUCUGUCGUCCACUUUUUAUUAAAAUAAUAUUAUAAAGACCACAGUUGUUUCCAAAGUGACAUGGAGGGCAUGGAUCAUUCCUUAUAUUUUUUUUUUCUCUCCCUCAAAACUUUCUAAGCAGCUCUUUGUCUUGGUUUAAGGAAAAAAAAAACAUCACUGCCACACAUGUGCAGCCUAUAUCUACCCUUUUUUUUUCUCUUCUGAAAAAAUCUGGUGCAUUUAAAGUACACUAAAACAGCAACAGAUUUGCCUGAAAUCAACUUUUCUGUAAUGGUUUGAAUGAUUCCAGUGGCAUGUAAAACUUUGUAAUGGCCAUUUGUUCAUUCAGCUCGGCCAUUCAGUUCAUUCAAUUUUAUUUUUUUCCCCACCCCCUUUCAUUUUUGGAAAAAACACACAUGACCUCUUGUAGCCUUCUGGUGCUUACGGCAGGCAGGUUAAGAUGAACCAGAUAUAAUUGGCUUUCAAAAUGUUACAGGAACGUCGGAAGGAGAGUGUUUAUUUUCUCCUGUGAGAGGAGCGAAUGUGCCUGCACACUGGGACAUUCUGUGUUAGUGUUUGUAUCGUACUUGUUCUGUCUAUAAAAUACAGUAUGUACAACAAGACUUUAUGGCUUCAACUCAUUUUGUGGCUGUUGCGAGUUUAACAUGUUCCCGCCCCCAAAAUAUGUUUACCAUAUGGCAGUAGUGAUUGUACUUUAAGUGCACCUAGUGAAGUUUGGAUUUGGGGAACUGAACCAAGUGUUAGGGUCCGGUGUUACAUUGUUUUGACUUUGGCCUACAACAUAUGAAUGUGGGAAAAAAAAAAUUGCAUUACAAAAACUGAUGUGGACCAGACAUGCAUAUACAUAUAUACAUAACAGUAGUACAGUAUGUGUGUAUUUAACAGUAAUCUUUUUGCAAAGCAGUCAGUACAGUAGAUGUGGCAGUUGUUUUACCAGUAGAGGGCGGUAUUGAUAGAGCAGUUCUUUUUCUCUUUUGUUUUUUCCUUUUUUUUUCUCUGACCAUAAGCUUCUCAGGCGUGCGCAUAUUAUGCAGACUUCAUAAAACACUAAUAAAGAUUUUUAUUCUCAUGAUUCAGCCUCUUGUGUUUCUUAAAUCGAGGAGUUGAGAGAAUUUGUACAACACUGAUUUUUAUCUCCAAGGUCCUGCUAUUUGAAUCGUCAAAUUCAAGUAGAGAUCAAUAAAGGCAGCUGAUGACAUUUUCAUCAAAGGCAGCUUGUGGAAAGUGGUACAUUUCCGUAAGUAACACUCAAAUACAAAUUGGAGCUGUGCAGCAUAUAGAGCUAAGUUUGUAUGUUCAGGUUAUACAUGGGGGGGAAAAUAAAUUCCACCAUUAAAUAUGUAUUUUUUUAAAACACAUUACAUGCCUUACGAAGUUAUCCACCAUGCCAGCCGUGGCAUGACCAUCAAUAAUGACAUCAUAAUAACAUUAUGAGAUAUUACAGGAGGAAACAUCCUGCAUAAAGUGGUAUUUUGAGGCUAUGUUACACAUAAUGCUCGUCAAACAAGGCUGUGGGAAGUAGGGAUACUGCAGCAGCCCUUACCUGCCAACUGCCACGGUUUUUUGUUUGUUUUUCAGGGGUGGUGGCACUAUGGCAUCCUCAAUAUCAAGACAUUUCCCAAGGCUCUGUCAAACAGCAAUUAUUAAACGUUUAGCUCUUGGUUAUACAUUUGCAUCUUGUUUUGGUCAAGUUUUAUAUGAGUGAGAGGCAGAUUGUGAAAAGCUAACUGCAAUUCACUUUUUGUACUUGAAAAGCCAGAUUUCUGAAAGGGGCCUUGUUCUCAGCUGCCUGUAUAUUGAGGGAGUUUGGCUUUAUGGCGUUAUGUCAGACAAGCUUCUAAAAAUAAAUUUAACAGAAAUAGUCUUCUCCUGACCCUAACCAAACUGUGAGUAAACGCUACAAAAAUAUAAAAGAAAAAUUUCUCACAAAUGCCCAAGAGGCAAAUAUCUACCAGUAGUUGUGGGGCACGUCAGAAGUUGUUGCUUGAAGACAGAUGGAGUCCUUCCGUAGCAGUUCUUACGGGAGGGUUCUGGAUUGGACGCGCCCCGCCCACUCCCUAAGCCCGACGACCAAUCAAAGCAGAGCGGCCUCCGGAUGUAAAUAGUGCCAGCUACAGCUAACAUAUAGCUAGCUAGCUACUUGUCGAGACAAGAUGGCAUUUACCUUAUACUCUCUUAUACAAGCAGCUAUUCUGUGCAUCAAUGCUGUCGCUGUACUACACGAAGAAAGAUUUCUAAGUAAAAUUGGCUGGGGAGUGGAUCAAAGUGUCGGGGGAUUUGGUGAUGAACCAGGCAUCAAAGUCCAGCUAAUGAAUCUUAUCCGCUCCGUCAGGACAGUCAUGAGAGUGCCGCUGAUCGCAGUGAAUUCAGUCUGCAUUGUACUGCUGCUUCUAUUUGGGUGAAGAAGUUUAAAAGCGGGGACGGGACAGAUGAGUCAGGACAUCUCCGUCACCUCAGGAACCACUGAAGAAGACACAAUGUCCCCUUCAGCCUGGAUAUGAAUGUUCUCUUUGUAUAUUUCUAUACAUGAGUUGUUGGAUGGUUUUGUUUUGUGUUUUUUGUUAAGCUCUCUUUGCAGCCAAUAAGAGUGACAUCCCCCUUUCGUUUUGGAAAAAUAAAUAAAUAAAUAGCGAAUUGCUGAAUAGUUUGAACUUUUCAGACAGUAAGCAAAAAUAAAUAUUUUUACACUGUACUAGUAAAUUGGUGAGAGGAGCCGACUAUGAAACAGCUGUAAUUUAUACUCUGAAAAAUAUGUAAAAUAAUUGUGGAAUAAGUGAUUGUGCAUCGACAGUAAAGAUUUUUUUUAAAAACGUCA